Molecule: messenger RNA, 2255 nt
Organism: Monomorium pharaonis (pharaoh ant)
Lineage: Eukaryota; Metazoa; Arthropoda; Insecta; Hymenoptera; Formicidae
Product: zinc finger protein 239
Exons: 4
Coding region: 1489-2241 (250 amino acids)
Biological process (GO): regulation of transcription by RNA polymerase II
Cellular component (GO): nucleus
Molecular function (GO): RNA polymerase II transcription regulatory region sequence-specific DNA binding; DNA-binding transcription factor activity, RNA polymerase II-specific
Source: RefSeq, a predicted model, not a curated record
AUCGAUUUCGAUAAUACCACACCGCUACACAGCAAAAAUAUGCACAUUGUUGCCACUAGUCGAUGAAGAACCGAUUUGUAAAGAUCCUGCGGGGCAUUCAAUGGCUUUAAUAUCCUCCGCGUUGACAAAUGAGGGUUUCGCACGGCAGGACGUCCGAUAGCCCGAUGCCACACGACGAAUUAUCUCACCUCCUCCUUCGUGACGGUGCUUCCAAGCAAAUACGGUAGAUAAUAAUGAGAAUGGUGACAAAGCACUACCGGCUACCUGCUUCAUAAGCUUUAUUCAUAUGAUAGAGUCUGUCUCGCGAUCUAAUGGUCGCGUAUAUGUAAUAUACUUUUGUACGGUAACACGAAUUUAUAAACAAAUAAGUUUCGAUGGAUAACGUUAAAAACAUAUAUAUGACGUGAAAUAUUUUUGUUGAAUGCCAACUAGACACAGAGGACCAAUUAUGGAAUUAUUCCUUUUUGCAUAUCAGUUAACUAGACUUAUGAUAUUUUAUAUUUAAUUGCUAUUCAUACAUAAAGUAUUAAUUCAAUGUAUUUAUAUACAAUUAUGUAAUAAGACAAUUAUUAAUAAAACCAAUAAAAUUACAGAAAGAUUUAAGUGAUCAAAAAUAUACCAUACGAGUGUCAAUAUAAUUUUCUCAAAAUUCCCAAGUGGCUUAAAAAAAUUUAAUUAAAAAUCAUUAAAUGUGUCUAAACAUUUUGUGCUUUCUUCUUGCUACACUAAAUUUAGUAGUAUCGUAUUUCCUAUUGUAAUGUUAGUACCAGAUUGUUGUCAAUAUAACGAUAUUAUUUCAAAAACUGAAAGUCACGGAAAAUUAGGUAUUAGUAUGUAAAAUAUUUAUUUCUAAAAUUGAAGUAGUUUCGACCUUUAUUAAUUAAAAACUCGAAGAUUUUUCACUGGUUAGGUGAAUGUAAACUUUAGACAGUUGUCUGAAAACAAAAAAUUUUAGUUUUCAAUUUUUUUAGCGUUUAUAAAAUGAAUUUUGAUAUAAAUGAAUAUAAGAUUUAUACUGUCUCUAAUUCAAUAUAUUCUUGUAUUGUCUCAUUACAAUUUGUAAUGAGAAUGAUGUUAUGUAGGAGUUUUGAGGCAUAUCGCAAGCAAUUGCAAAGCAUAUUGCGAUGAUUAAACCCCGCCCUUUGCGAAAACGCCGCCUUCGACAUGCGCCGGAGGGUCGUUUGCGGUUGCACCGUUUCUUACCUUUAAUCACACGUUUAAUCUGUCCGAAGUGGUAACAUGCUACGCGUGUGAAAAAUCGUAUAAUUCGACACGUCAAGCUCCUUUAUUUAUUCUCCAAAAUCAACUGCUCUCGUUCAACUUGACAAGUCGCAAGACAUAACAGCAAAUUAUUAUAAUGUCCGGUAAGCGUAGAACUUAGUAUUAAUUAUUAUGAAGAUAAACAUAAAGAAUUUUUUUUUAAUUAUGAGCAUACUAAAUAUACUCCAAGUCUAACAGUCACAAUUAUAAUAACUAAUCGAGUAAAUAAUGUUAAUAGUAUGGAACGUAACACAGAAUGCACCCUUGGAUUUGAGUAGACAUGGGACUGCAUGGAAAACUGAUGUUAUUAGUACUUUUAAAUUCCAACGACGUCUUCCCUGUCAAACUUGUGGUAAAAGUUUUGAUAGACCUUCCCUUUUAAAAAGACACUUGCGAACGCAUACAGGCGAAAAGCCACAUGGUUGUACAAUAUGUGGUAAGAUGUUUAGCACAAGCAGCUCAUUGAAUACUCACGUUAGGAUUCAUACUGGUGAACGUCCUCAUGAAUGUCCAAUGUGUGGAAAACGUUUUACAGCAUCAUCAAAUUUAUAUUAUCAUCGCAUGACGCAUUAUAAGGAGAAACCACACAAAUGUGAUGCAUGUGGACGAUCUUUUCCAACUCCCGGUGAUUUAAGGGCGCAUGGAUAUUCUCAUACCGGUAAUUGGCCUUUACGCUGUCCUAUCUGUAACAGGGGAUUUUGCAAACUUGGCGCCUUACAUCAUCAUAUGAAAUCACACGGUGAUCGUUCUUAUUAUGGUAUCUACCAUCAAAAGUCUUCCGUCAUCAAUAAUUUACAAAUACAUGAACGUAUACAGCAUUCGCAUGUGUCAAAUAAUAAUACAGCUAAUUACACGGGUAUACAUAAUGGUAUAUCAAACAUACAGAUUGCCAAGUUUGAAGAUUUCAACAAUUAUAUGCAAUUACCUACAAUGUAUCCAUGGCCUUCUUUUUCUUGGAUGCCAUUACAAUUCCAAAAUUAAUUGAUUAUAUUUUC